GGUGAUGUCGUCGCUCGCGCGCUGGCGCAACUUGCAGGUGGUGUUCUGACACCUAUUACAUUCUCAUUUGGAUGGGUAGCUUGUUCCGUCUCUGCGCUCGUCUCUGCCGUUGGCGAAAACAAGCUAAUGCCACAAGACCCGGAUUGCAAGUGCAUAGUCAUCAACGGCAAGAGCACAAUUUUGCGCGACUUUGAUGAAUGGAGUGAUCAAAGGACUAAGAAAAAGAUCAAAGAAAUCUUGGACGAAAAGUGGAAAAAGCUGAAAGCUAAAAGAUUGGAUGCGGAAAUGCCAACAAGAGCUGGCCUUGUUGUUACUAUCUAUGAGCCAAGUGUGACAAAACCCUCUGGUAUCGGAGAGCGCGAUGUCAUCUACUGGAGCGGCCUACUUGUUUUGGUAGUCCAGCUAGGAGUUGCAGCUAUACCAUGUGGACUUUUUGGCGAUUGGGGUAUUUUGUUGAUAACAGUCUCGGGUAACGCGCUUGCCAUCGCGACGGGCCUUCUCCCACAAUGGAAGAAGGAAAAAGGUAAUGGUGCCCAACAUGCCAUCGUUAUUCUGGGGAAUAAACAUGGCUUGAACCUUGAGGAUUUGGCAUCGGGGCAGAGCAAUCUUGAUGCCUCAGCUAAUCAGACUAUUCGAGCUUUACUUCUCAAGAAUACUUGGUUUCUUCUUGCCCUUGGUGCUAUCGGUAUUGUUCAGAAUAUAUUCGUCGCUGGUUGGAAUAGGCGCCCAGAAAGCUUUGGCAUCCCCCUCGACUUUGUCAAGGUUUUGGGUAAGCCCGAAGUGAUGGAUACACUAUUUGAAAUCGAAGAAAAAUAUGGGGGUUUGGGUCGGAGCAUGCUAAGUGUAUUCUUUCCUGGGAAGCUUCGACGAGAUGACAUCAAGAAAUGGGCGAAAUUCGAGAGUGAGGAGGCCCAAUCAAAUGCAUACCAGGCUCGGAUGGAAAAUUCCUCGGGUGGAAGUGCCCCAGGCCCAAGCCCAAGUGGAUAUAACAAUUGA
Penicillium odoratum is the source of this 996-nucleotide messenger RNA. RefSeq lists its product as uncharacterized. Lineage: Eukaryota; Fungi; Ascomycota; Eurotiomycetes; Eurotiales; Aspergillaceae. The transcript has 5 exons. The record is from RefSeq and is a predicted model, not a curated record. The annotation marks the transcript as partial.